This is a messenger RNA of Cuscuta epithymum, 2251 nucleotides long. The record is from the annotation of a GenBank genome assembly. NCBI's taxonomy places the organism in Eukaryota, Viridiplantae, Streptophyta, Magnoliopsida, Solanales, Convolvulaceae.
UUUUAUUUGAGACUUCCAAUACUAAGAUCGAUCUCUCACAAGGAAGCUAGAACCGGACAUCCUUUGAGCUAGCUGCUAUGAUUCAUAUAUGAGUUAAAUUGCGAUCCAUAAUCAAGAAGAUUACUAGCGAGAUGAUGAUGUGUGAUUAUUCAGGAGCAGCAGUCCAGGUGCCGGCGUUGAAGGCGGAGGAUCAAUCUGCCUUGAUGCGAUGGCAUGAGAAUGGGCGAAUGACGCGGCCCUGGAUUUAUGUUAAGGUGGAGAAGGGAGGGCAGUUUCCUAAAGAUUUAGGCGAGUGUACGGUAGAGGUGAAGAUGGGGGUCAACCCCGCAGUCUGCACGGCGGGCGGCAAACUUGCGGGUGGCAGAGACGCGGCGGUGCUGGUAAAGUUUCUCGACGGAAUAGCCGACAGGAUAUUCGCGGUGAAGUUGGCAUCAGUUAAAGACAAAAAGCUCGGGGGUUCACUGGUUCUGGACUACCAGUGGUCGGGUAUCAUCCGCUUGCAACGCGGUGAAACGGAGGCGCCGGCUCCGUACGGCAUCACCGUUGACGGCGCCAGAGUUGAGUUGAUGAUUUCCGUGUGGCUAUCAUUUCACGAAUGGGACGGAGCCGUUGAAGCCCCCUUACCAGGUUCCCCCGCCGGCGCCGUCAUCCGCUCACACCCUUCCUACACCUACGCGCGACCAAAGCUGGCCUACUGCCUGGUGGUGCUUCUACGGCUCGAGCCAUCCAAAUCCUGUAAAGCCCCUCUCCAGGACGGUGCUUCCUACUACGUGCAUGGCCAGAUGGGAGGACACCAGCAGUGGACUCGGCCGUUGCCUCAACCUAGCCCAUAUAAUCAUAUUGAUGCCACACCGCCCAACUGCCAUGCCUUUGGCCGCACGCGUCUCUGGUUCCCCGUGGAUCCCUCCGACCGCGAAAGCCUCACCUUCACAGUCGUGGUCCGUCCUCCUCCGGUGGGUGCCACCAAGGAGCCGCCGUGCACUGUGCUCGGGAGUGUCGUCGUCCCCAUGGACGACAAAGGCCCGAAACUUAAAGAUGGCCAAAAACAGCACGAUGGGAGAUUCAUGCUCGUGAAAUCGGGCGACAAGGACGAACUAGGGCUUAUACUACACGCAGCGGUGUGCAUAGACAAAGGCUACCACGUCUUUGAUGACCUGGAUUCUUACACCAGCGAUCGCUCCCCCACCUCAACUGCGUCUGCACUAGGUAUAGCACAGCUACAUGUCAGCAUCGAACGUGUGGAGGCCCUCGUUCCCAUCAAAAAGCGAAAAGAUGUCUGGACGACGGACCCGUACUGCGUCGCCAAGUACGGGGACAAGUGGUGCACGACACGCACUGCACCCGCCAAAUUUGGUGCUUCUGCCGACCCCAUGUUCAAACACAUGUGCAAAUGGAAGGAGAACAAAUUGGAGGUCUACGACCCGAGCAUAUCAGUUCUCACACACGCCGCCUUUGGAGAGAAGUUCACAUGGGAGGUCCACGACCCGAACACAGUUCUCACCAUCGGUGUGUUUGACAACAGCAACAUGGUGGCAGUGGAGGGGAAGAAGGACGAGGAGGAGGGGAAGAAGAAGAAGGUGGAGGACAAGAACAUCGGUAAGGUUAAGGUUCCCAUCUCCACCCUGCUAAUGUACACGAGGUACGAAACAGUGUAUCCCUUGUUCGCCGUGCAUCCCGAGCUGGGCCCGCAGGUCAGGAUGAUGGGCAUGCUGCACGUGACGAUUGAGCUCGUUCCUCGAAGCUUGGGGAGCUUUUUCGUCAGUUACUUUACCCCUCCUCUCCCGAGCGCGCACUACCUGCAAGGUGUCCCGCCGCUCGAGAUGAUGCCGGAGAUCCGGAGAAGCGCCGUGGCCUUGGAGGUCAAGAAGCUAGCAACAUGUGACCCGCCUAUCGGGGGCAAUGUCGUGAGAUACAUGACCACACCAGAGCAGGGCUUUAGCAGGCGAGUGUUACUCACGAACAUAGCACGCCUCUACUCCGCCUGCGGUUUACGUGCACUACUCCAACUUCUCGGGCUCGUCCUCAGCAGGAGGAACCAGAUGACGUCAGUGCUCGUUUCUGUGCUCCUUACCCUCCUCCUCUUAUGCCCAUUCCUCAUCAUCCCUCUCAUCCUCUCCACCUCUAUCUAUGUGGGACUUGUUAAUCUCGCAGCAUGGGCGAGCUGGAGCUCCACCAAACCCAGCUUCACUCACCCACCUUACCUCCUCGAACUAGUUUCAUUCCAGACGACGCACCCGGACCAUCUUGACGA